AUGGUGCGAACAGAGACUCUUCUCAGCGAGUACAUCAAUUUUAGUGACCAGAAUGCUGGCUUGAGCGAUGCAGAACUCACCAACAAAGAGCUCAUGUUCUACGGCGCUGCAGCAGUCAGCCAUCUCUGCAAUGAGCAAGAACAAGGAAUCAACAUUGAUGAGAAUCUUCGUCAAAGUGAUCGAUUCCGAUUCAUCCGAGAUUUGGACAUUAUCUCAUCAAUCUACUCAAUCGCCCCGAUAAGCAAGAAAGCGGGGAUCAAGUCAACGCCGCCUGUUAUUGCUUGGUCCGAUCGCCUUCAGACGGUCUUUCUCGGCUUCUGUUGCACCCGCAGCAUGAACGAUGUCCGUUCUGAUUUGGACGUGCGCUUGGCAGCGUCUGAUGAUAUUGGAUCGCGAUUCCAUAAGGGCUUCUGUGACAGAAGUGAGGAGUUUGUGCCACUUGUUGAAUGGCUUAUGAAGAGGCACAAGUUGGUUGUUUGCGGCCAUAGCUUUGGAGGCGCUCUGGCGACUAUCUCGUCUUACCUGGCCAUGGUCAGCCACAAUCCCGUUCCCAACGCCUGGGAGCAGAGACAGGGCGGCAUAUCCAUCAUCACAUUUGGAGCACCGUCGUGUAUGGUCGCUGAACCCCUAGGAACAACAGUCUCCUUUCAAGUGAACCUGAGUGGCAAUUUCCACCACGUUGUCAAUCCUCAUGACUACGUUCCCUUCGCACUCAACGAUAGCGCGAGGAAAUUCAAGCAGACCUUUGAUGCUCUCAGAACACCGCUGGGAAACCUAUCACCCACGAUCCAAAUGUUAUGGCCUAUUCUUGAGUAUCUCUUAGACCUCUUGUUGCAGCACACGGGCAAAUUCUGCCACUUCGGCUGCAUGUAUUCCAUCACCGCUGAGGAAUCAGGGAUCCAGAAUUGUGUCCAAACUCUACGAGUCAAUGAUAUUCCUCAGAUCCCGAGCGCAGGCCAGGUUGACCGAUACCACAAGAUGUCACACUACUUCCAUUGUGUCAAGAACUCUGUUGGUGCCAGACAUUUACGGCAGACCUCAUUAGAACUGCAUCAUUCGGUCUCCGAUGUCUCAUCAAUGAUACUUCCGAUGCCCGGAACGGUUACCAGUUGCUCCUGCGUGGUUCACAGCGAUCACUUGAUUGUAUCACUCGAUGUCGAUACGCCUGUGAUGCAAUAUUUAUUGAAAGGAGCAACCUUCAGGAGUAAUACCCGAGAAGUUCCUCUUACGAUUCUUGGCUUUCCUACGAAGUCUGACCACUACCAAACAUCUGUUAAACUUGAAUAUCGAAUCAAGGACGAUGACCCCUUUGAAGACAUUGGAAAGGCUUCAAUCGCCAUCCAGGAAGGCAUCACUCUUCAUGAUAUCUUUGGGCGAUCCACAGACCUCGAUGUUGAUACCCUAAGAUCGAUGAGCCUUGACAGAGCUAGUUUACCAGCGACAUUUGAGAGCAUCAGAUUAGCAAUGAUACGUGCGCUUGUUGCCCAAAUGUCAAAGGUCCAAGCCCUCAGAACUGAUAACACCUCCCGCGAUGCUCAUCCUCCAGAAGAGGUCAUGAGAAUUGUCGACGACAUCAAACCGGUUGUGGGAUGCAUCGAUGGUCUGGUCCGCGAUGCAAGUCCCCAUCUUGUCUUUAGUCGCCUUGGACAUGCAUUUACCAUCCUGAAAGCGCUUUGGCCGAAAGACUUUGAGAUUGGAUCCGAUUUCCAUGCUUCCAUGCCUGGCGCGUAUGGAGAUGGAGACUCUGACGUUAGCCUUCUUCUUGAUAUACCUGCCGCUUGCCCUGGAGCCCUUAGAAGGCUUAUUACAGAUAUGGUCAUCAGCCAAAACGCCCCAAGCAUUACCCGAGCUGAACUACUUGUCCAAAACUGGGAAGCCGCCAAGAGACCGACUUUGUCAAAGCAAUUUAAGAGUGUGCCAACAUUCUUUGGAGCUCUCAAGACAUUCAGCCGUGAUCUAUACCAUCGCUCAACAGACCCUGCAAGGCGCACAGAGCAAGCAAUCUCCCAGUUCCAAGAUGUCAUGGGUGUCAUCCAGUUCUGUCAUCUUGUCAUCAUCACGCAACUUGACGCACCGUAUGAAUGGUACUGCAAAUCCACUGAGGGCCAUCGAAUCACCUCUGCUGCUCUGGGUGCCUUGCCGUCCUAUUUUUCUGGGGCCUCAUUAUUUUCCAGGGUCCUAGCUCUGGGCGUGGGAGCGACUUCUGCUGCUGGACUAGGUGUCAGUGGCGGUAUUGCUGUGUUGUUUGCUAGCACCAAGUUCAUCGGCCAUCUUCUCAACAGGCACAAAACGUAUCUCGAUCUGUCUUUUCCUGGUGUCCUAGCCAUCACCUUGCUGGCGCUUGGCCUACCCAUCGCCGAGUCCGAUGAUAUAGUGGAGAAGACCCUCCUCGAUCGUGUGAAGCAGGAUAUUGCAAGCUCUCAUACGCAGGAAACGAUAGAUAAAUGGAGAGGCAAACUCGAAGAGGGCUUGAAAGAGUAUCCUGGUGCCAAGGCCAAUCAGUGGUGUAUUACACCUACCUUCUUCUGGCCUAAGUGGCUAUUCAGUGUUGCCCAAGUCGCUCAGCUCCGAAUUCAGCUCUCGGACAAGAUCUGCAUCGGAGUUCAGGGCUCCACGGAAGCUGGUAAGAGUCAGAUGCUCACUGUUCUGACCGGUGCAUCAGAGGACUACUUCAAGCCUGGCUCCAGCAGUCUUUGCAGAACUUUGGGCAUUCAAUCUUACGACUCCAGUAAUCUUGGAGCCAUUUUUCUUGAUAGUCCCGGUUUUGACGAUCAAAAGCCAGAGAUUAAAUACAUGGCCGACGUAUUCCAAGAGCUUUUUGCCAUUGUAAUCAUUGUGAUCCCAAUGGAACGAACACGAUCUGAGGCAACUGAAAGCGCCUUGCACAUAGCUAUUAAGCUGCUCCGUGACCAAGAAGAUAAGCGCCCACUACGGAUUCUACUAAGCCAGGCCGAUGGGUUGGAUCACCAUCGCAAUAACAAGCAGAAGUUUAGGGACACAUUACGUGAUGUUAAGGAGCAGUUCAUGUCCAGAUUCAGGCAGGAGCUAGGCGAGAACUUUACUACCUUCAGACAGCAGCCGUUUCACGAUGGAAUCGUCUGCAAAUCUGAGAAGCUGGAGGAUAUCGUCAAGCCGUUUUCGACGCAUGCACAAAUGACUUUAGAUGGCAUUAGUGCUUUGGCAGAUUGUCCCCCCGGAACGCCAUGUAAGAUCGAAAGGGAGAGCCACUUCGAGAAUUUGUGCGAGUUGGCUGAUGCGGGAGAGAUAUGGGACAUUGAGUCGCUGCGCUCCUGGCUUCGGGAUCUUUCACCCAAUAGCGUGCCGAUGUCGAGUGGCCGUGUGCGGAUAUACUGUGAUUAG
This is a messenger RNA of Fusarium fujikuroi IMI 58289, 3360 nucleotides long. RefSeq lists its product as uncharacterized. NCBI's taxonomy places the organism in Eukaryota, Fungi, Ascomycota, Sordariomycetes, Hypocreales, Nectriaceae. The record is from RefSeq and is a predicted model, not a curated record. The transcript is spliced from 3 exons. Gene Ontology annotation, biological process: lipid metabolic process. Bases 1 to 3360 code for a protein of 1119 amino acids.